AUGGCAAGUUAUGUCAACACUCUCUCCAAGAAGCAUGUCCUAGUGACAGGCGGCUCGAAGGGUAUCGGCAGAUCCAUAGUAGAAUCCUUCUUAGCCGAGGGAGCGAAUGUCUCGUUUUGCGCUCGCACAAUUCGUGAAGACGAAUUCUCAUCUUUCACGGGCGCCAGUCAUGGAGCACAAGCCGUUGGCUCAAUUGUCGACAUUGGAAACCCAGACGAGAUCAAAGCUUGGGUAAGCCAAGCAGCCGAAACGUUUGGUCGCAUUGAUUCCGUUAUCGCCAAUGCAUCUCCUAUCAUUGUGGAAGCAACAAGUGAGGGCUGGGAGAAGAGUUUUCGUGCCGAUAUACUAGGCUUGAUUACUUUGAUUGAAGCAUCUAUACCCUUCCUCGAGGAGCAAUCGAAAGCUUCGGAGAAUGCGUCCAUCAUCGUGAUCAGCUCUAUGGCGGGAUUUGAGGCGCGUCAUCCGUCAAUCGCCGGACCCUACUCAACUUUGAAGAGAGCCCAGGCCGUCUUGGCUAAAGAUUAUUCCCGAACCCUUGGCCCUCGAGGUAUUCGGAUCAACUCGAUUGCACCGGGGUCUAUUGAGAACCCCAAUAUCACGUUACCAGAUGGCACGGUACAGUGGAGCUCUUAUCAAAUUGUUAAAAGAGACAACUAUCCAUUCUAUAAAGCUCUGCUGGAUGCUGUUCCACUUGGAAGAACAGGCACUCCAGAGGAGAUUGCCAAUACCGUCAUUUUUCUUGCCAGCAGGCUCUCUAGCUACAUCAAUGGGGCUAACAUCGUGGUCGAUGGUGGCAUGUCAAUUACAUUUUAG
Messenger RNA from Trichoderma atroviride IMI 206040, 813 nucleotides. RefSeq lists its product as uncharacterized. Lineage: Eukaryota; Fungi; Ascomycota; Sordariomycetes; Hypocreales; Hypocreaceae. The record is from RefSeq and is a predicted model, not a curated record. Gene Ontology annotation, molecular function: oxidoreductase activity, acting on the CH-OH group of donors, NAD or NADP as acceptor.